GGUUAAACGGUGAGAUCUUUUAAAAAAAAAAUCAUUUCAAGUCUUUUCUAUACUAUUAUUUAAUCUUUUAUUUAGUCUUCUCUAUAACAACAUCUAAGGAAGAUUCAUUCGUUUUUAUUUUUUUGGUAAACAUGUUAAAAAAGAUUCAUUCGUUGUUUGGUCAUAUAAACAUGAGAAGGAAUGACUCCUUUGGAGAAAGUUGUUAGUUUUUCAUAGAUGCCUGUUAAGUAUUUGUUGAUAUGCUUGUUCAUGGAUUUUCUUGGUUUUUGUGUUCUUGAAAAUCUCUGGUAAAAUACGAAAAUAAUAUUCUUUUGGACAGACAAAAAAAAGAGAUUGGGUGGCUAGAUGUGUCGCAGUUAUUGAAUCCUUAAAAGUGUAGUUGCUUUUUUCUAGCACAAGUCGCUUUACAUUUAAUGUCAACCUGUCUAUUCAGUUUUUGUUUUGCAUGUAAGAAACAUAGAGAGGAUGAGAAUUCAUGGAGAGGGGCUUUGCAGCUUUUCCUUUAAAGCAUUUUUUUUCUUGGACUUUGCAAUCUGCUUCUUUACUUGUUGUUCCUUCAUUUGCAUCUCUGUGGAUAAUAUCUUCAAACUGAACUGAUGUGUCUCUUUGAGUUUCUGUUUUAUGGACAACGGUUAAAAACACUUUGAUAGUCUCUGACUUUUUUUUCAUUAAUAAGUAUGAAAGUAAAUGCUGUAAGAGGGUUGAGUGGUUGGUAAGGAGGGUUAAUGAUCUUAAAAGUGCUCACAUCUUUUCUUUUCGAAUUUUCUAGGUGUGUAAGGAAUGGCAUCAAGCUCUUGUCUUAAGCAAGGAUCAGUUCCAAUGAACAAUAUUCACGUUACCCCUGAAGCAACGUAUGAAGCUGUGGUCGCAGAUGCCAAGCUCUUCAUGGCAACGUUAGAAAGGCUUCAUUCUCGCUUGGGAACUAAAUUCAUGGUUCCUAUCAUAGGAGGGAAAGAUUUGGACUUGCACAAGCUUUUCAAGGAGGUAACAUCUCGUGGUGGAAUCAGUAAGAUAGUUAAUGAAAGGAGAUGGAAAGAAGUAACUGCCACAUUUGUCUUUCCUCCAACAGCAACAAACGCAUCAUUUGUCCUGCGCAAAUACUACUUCUCCCUUCUUAAGAACUAUGAGCAACUCUACUUCUUUAGAUCUAAUGUCCAGACUCCUCCUCCAGACAUUCUUCAGAACCCAUCUGCUGCUGGACCAGGACUUGUGAUAAGACCUCCACAAGAGCCUCUAGCUUUAACCUAUACACCACAACCAAGGAUCAACUCUAGUGAUCUCCCUGGAGGUUCUUCAAAUGGUCCAAUUGUGAAUGGAGUGAUCGAUGGGAAAUGCGAAGACGCUUAUCUUGUAACUGUAAAGAUGGGAUCAGAGGAGCUCAGAGGAGUUCUCUACGAGCUGGCUCCACAACAGAGUCAUGUUGUUUCCCUCAACAAUGCCAAUACUCAGGGGAUUGCUGGAGGAGUGACUAAACGCCGCAGGAGAAGAAAGAAGUCAGAGAUCAAGAGACGUGACCCUGCUCAUCCUAAGCCCAACAGAAGCGGCUACAACUUCUUUUUCGCGGAGCAGCACGCUAGGCUGAAGCCGCUUAACCCUGGUAAGGACAGGGAGAUCAGCAGGACGAUCGGUGAGCUUUGGAACAAGCUCAAUGAUCAAGAGAAGUCGGUUUACCAAGGGAAGGCGAUGGAGGAUAAAGAGAGGUAUCGAGCUGAGAUGGAGGAGUAUAGAGAGAAGCUUAGGACGGGGCAGAUGAUAAGUAACGCUGUUCCGUUGCAGGAGAGGGUUCCAGAGCAGAACGUAGAGAUGGCUGAAGCUGAAGGUGAUGUUCUGAUGGAAGAAGUCGAAGAAGAGGAUGAAGAUGGUGAUUCAAGUGGUUCAGGGGAAAGCCUUAGCCACCCUUCUGAUCCUGAAGUGGAGGAGCCAUCUUUGAAUCCUUUAGGUCUGAACCUACACCCUAAUUCGACUGAGAUGGUGGUGGUGGCUCCUAAGGAGAAAGCCGGCGAUGCUGUGAUGGUUGCUGAGCAGAACUGAAGAUUCUUCUCUUUGUUUUAAUUUUUCAGUUGCAGUUUUUCGUUUUAUACAGCCACAUUUCAGAUAGUUUACCUGUGGCAUUAGACAAUCUCUUUUGGUCUUUUGGUACUUUGGUUUUUGUUUUUGUUUUUGUUUCACUUAGAUUUCUUCGGCAACAAGGCAUACUUAGAUUUCGUGUUAUAACAUUUUGUUGCUCUUCUGGAAUGCUAAUUGUUGUUUUGUUGCAUGGGAGCUUCUUUUGAACCUUUUUUUUUUCAAUUUCAACUUUUAUGGAUAUUAUCUUAUUGUUUUUUCUUAAUUGUGAUAUGGUAAAACAA
Brassica napus (rape) is the source of this 2348-nucleotide messenger RNA. Its product is annotated as high mobility group B protein 15. The record is from RefSeq and is a predicted model, not a curated record. Bases 781 to 2031 code for a protein of 416 amino acids. The transcript is spliced from 5 exons. Lineage: Eukaryota; Viridiplantae; Streptophyta; Magnoliopsida; Brassicales; Brassicaceae. Gene Ontology annotation, molecular function: DNA binding.